CUCUGACGGUACGUCACCGGCCACCGCCCAGAGGACACCGUACGGCGCCCGGAGGAUAGGCGGUGCAGGGUGGGACCCGCCGGGAACUGUCUCAAGCCACCCGCCGGCUAGAGAAAGCGUCGGAGACAGCAACUGCUCUGGAAGCUGAAGCCGGAAGCUCCGCCCGACCUCGCCUGUGGCGGGUCCGGGUUAGGCCAGUUCGAACGUGACCUUGUUUUGCCGUUGCUAGGAGACCGGGCUCCCGCACGCCCCCCAAUGGCCAGCUCCCGGGUGCGCGCUGAAGGGGGGCGGGGCCGCGGCUGCUGAGCUGAGGGAUCCGCCGGGCACCGUUAGGAGGCCUGGCGCACGGCGCCAGCCGGGCGCCCCUAGAAGCCGCGUAUCACCCUCGGCCACCAACGGGGCCUCACUGGUGCCUUCCGACAGGUAGCAGCGCGCUCCCGAGCGGCUGUGAGCGACGCUGGGUCCAGACCAGGAAAGACGCAGUCUUGUAGCUGGAUCCCCUAGGAAGAGAAAUUCUGAAGCAGUAAGAAGAAAGCAUUUCAAUUUGGAACACUAAUUUGCACCUGGAAAUGGGGAAUGGACUGUCAGACCAGACUUCUAUCCUGUCCAGCCUGCCUUCAUUUCAGUCCUUUCACAUUGUUAUUUUGGGUUUGGACUGUGCUGGAAAGACAACUGUAUUAUACAGGCUGCAGUUCAAUGAGUUUGUAAAUACUGUACCUACCAAAGGAUUUAACACUGAAAAAAUUAAGGUAACCUUGGGAAAUUCUAAAACAGUCACUUUUCACUUCUGGGAUGUAGGUGGCCAGGAGAAAUUAAGGCCACUGUGGAAGUCAUAUACCAGAUGCACAGAUGGCAUUGUGUUUGUUGUGGACUCUGUUGAUGUUGAAAGAAUGGAAGAAGCCAAAACUGAACUUCAUAAAAUAACCAGGAUAUCAGAAAAUCAGGGAGUCCCUGUACUUAUAGUUGCUAACAAGCAAGACCUGAGGAACUCAUUGUCUCUCUCAGAAAUUGAGAAAUUGUUAGCAAUGGGUGAACUGAGCUCUUCCACUCCCUGGCAUUUGCAGCCCACCUGUGCAAUCAUAGGAGAUGGACUGAAGGAAGGACUUGAGAAACUACAUGAUAUGAUAAUUAAAAGAAGAAAAAUGUUGCGGCAACAGAAAAAGAAGAGAUGAAUGGUAAUACCUUUUCUAUCUGUGUGGAGUAGGUUUUCUCCAGUCUGAUUUUGACAAAUGGAAGAGUGUCUACAGCCUGGUUUGCCUGCCUGCCCUCCUGGAUGCUGAUAAAGCUUUGUUUUGUUGAACAAUCAGAUGCCCAACUCUUUUGCCUUGUGGAAGAUGCGUAAAUGCAGUGCUUCUUAAAAUGGUCUCUUCUCCCUACCCCACAAAUCUUUUGGUACUACCAUUCUGGGAAGCCAAGCAUGGAUAGCAAAUUGACCAGAAAACACUUGUGGAAAUUUGACCUGAAGUUAGUGAAAUAAAACUUUGAAGAGUA
Molecule: messenger RNA, 1491 nt
Organism: Leopardus geoffroyi (Geoffroy's cat)
Lineage: Eukaryota; Metazoa; Chordata; Mammalia; Carnivora; Felidae
Gene: ARL4A
Product: ADP ribosylation factor like GTPase 4A
Exons: 2
Coding region: 570-1172 (200 amino acids)
Biological process (GO): vesicle-mediated transport; intracellular protein transport
Cellular component (GO): cytoplasm
Molecular function (GO): GTP binding; GTPase activity
Source: RefSeq, a predicted model, not a curated record